AUGACUGCGCUUCAGAAUGGCGCUGCGCCCAGCGCCCGGCUCCUGGCGCCCACGAUCGUGGAACCAGACGCACGACCAAACGACGUGGUGGACGCCGGGCUCAAGAGCCUAGACCACUACAAGCGCGCCCUGCCCCGAUGGCGGUACCGACUGCGCCAGCACUUGCUGCCCUUGAUUCGCUGGGAGACGCCGUACCUCGCAUAUUUCCAAUCCGCGAUGCGCUCGCCUGCACUCGACAACUACUUCGCCAUCACUGCCAACCUGGGCACACAUACAUUUUUCAUGAUCGGUCUCCCCAUGCUCUACUGGUUUGGCUAUCCGGCCAUUGGGAAAGCUCUGGUCCAUGUCCUUGCUACGGGCGUCUUCUUCAGUGGCUUCUUCAAGGACAUGUGCUCGCUUCCACGCCCACUCUCACCUCCUCUGCAGCGCAUCACCAUGUCGGACUCUGUCGUCCUCGAAUACGGCUUCCCGUCGACCCAUUCUACGAACGCCGUGUCGGUCGCCGUUUAUGCCAUCCUGGCCCUACAAGAUUCGGACUAUUCGCCAUCGACUAAGUUGAUGUCCGCCUUUUUAGGCUACUUCUACGCCGCCUCCAUCGUCAUCGGCCGCCUCUACUGUGGGAUGCACGGCUUUGUCGAUGUCAUCUUUGGCAGCUUUUUAGGUUCCUGUCUCGGCUACAUCGAGUACUACUGGGGUCCGGCCCUGGCCGAUUACAUGCAGCAGAGUUCCUGGAAGGCCCCGGCACUGGCCACUCUCUUUAUCAUCGCCCUUGUGCGUGUCCAUCCGGAACCGGCAGACGACUGUCCGUGCUUUGACGACUCUGUAGCUUUUGCAGGUGUCAUGAUCGGCCUUGAGGUUGGCACAUGGCGGUAUCCGCGCCUGCGCGAGUCCCUGGGCCUGGCGUCUGACAGUAUCCCGACUUUAAGCCCGAUUGUCGCCCUGGCACGUAUCAUCUUUGGUGUAUUGGUCGUCUUUGCCUGGCGCGAACUCAUGAAGCCCACGAUGCUCAAGACGCUCCCUCACCUUUUCCGUGUCCUCGAGGUGAUCGGCUUCAACCUGCCGCGACGCUUCUUCAUGAAGGCGAGCGAGUAUGGGAAAAUUCCCGAGGUCUUGCGACUGCAUACCGACAACGUCCUUCCGAGCGUCAGCGACAUCCCCAUAAUGGUUCGCAACCUUCAGAACGCCCGGCGUGGCCGCUCCGUCAGUAUUGGUCCGCAAAGCGCUGCCGACGCCUACGAGACGCUGGCGUACCGGGAACAGCGGCGGCGCGAGAGCAUAAGCAGUCAGACCAGUCUGAAGAGCCGAGGCAGCUUCCUCGACCUGCACGAACAAACGGCGCCAGCAGCGCCCGAGAACAUGGCCGUCAGCACUGGCAACAGCGCCAGCGACCGAGACGGAAAGGCAACAAUGCGAACGACGGGCGUUCGCAGGCCCUCGCUUGUCCACAGGCCCUCGCUGGUCCAGUUCGAGGAGAUGAUGGGCCAAGGAACCGUCGUGGAGUCGACGGCGUUCCCGAGCUUGAGCUUUGAAGAACCAGAGCUGUACGUCGGCCGACAAGACGAGUUGGGCGAGAAGGAGAUGUUUGAGAAGCUGGUGAAGCCACGUGUCCGCUACGACGUGGAGGUCGUCACCAAGCUGGUAGUAUACACCGGCAUCGGAUGGCUGGCCGUCGAGGCCAUUCCUAUGAUGUUUCAGUUUAUCGGCUUGGGUGCACCGUAUGCGUGA
Messenger RNA from Grosmannia clavigera kw1407, 1725 nucleotides. RefSeq names its product sphingosine-1-phosphate phosphohydrolase. The record is from RefSeq and is a predicted model, not a curated record. NCBI's taxonomy places the organism in Eukaryota, Fungi, Ascomycota, Sordariomycetes, Ophiostomatales, Ophiostomataceae. The transcript has 4 exons. Gene Ontology annotation, molecular function: sphingosine-1-phosphate phosphatase activity. Bases 1 to 1725 code for a protein of 574 amino acids. Gene Ontology annotation, cellular component: endoplasmic reticulum membrane.